GCGCGGCUGCGGGGCCUGAUCGAGGAGGCCUGCGGCGUGCCCCUGGUGCCCGGGGACGUGGAGUGGAGCUGCUGGGCGGAGGAGGGCACGGGUCUGCUCGUCGCCCGAAUGCGCCUGGCGGUGCUGGAGCACGACGAGCCCGUGGUCUUCGAGGGCACGGGCGAGACGCAGCGGGAGGCCGAGCGCGGGGCGGCCGAGGCAGCGCUGGGGCACCUCGAGGCCUGGCUGCUGGAGCAGAUCCGGAGCCUAGGCGACGACGGUGCGGCCGCAGCGGGCCGUGCGGAGCCGCCCGCGGGCGGGGCGGGGGUGCGGGCAGGGCCGUCCGCGGCGGAAGCGUCGGCCCCAGUCCUGCCCAUUGCAGAGGCGGUCAUGGCGGCUUCCACGAACCUGGGCGGCAGGAACCUCGGGAAGUUUCUGUCGACGAUACUGGGCGCCCCACAUACGUACGGCGACCUCGUUCGUGACGUCUCCGAGGACAACAAGACGUGUACACUGCGGGUCAAGAUAUUGGAGGUAGGGGGGCCGCUCGAGUUUGCCGGCGAGGGGCCCGACUUCUCGAGUUCGGCUUCCGCUGCAUAUAGUCGAGCGUGCGACGAGCUGCCAGCCUAUCUCGAGCGCUUGUCACUCGAAGGACAGCAGGAGAUUGCUCGGCGAGGCCGAGAGCGUGAAGUGCUGCGUCGUGAGCAGUUCGUCUUGGAGAAGUUGGUCAUGUCUCAGCUGGGUGUCCCACGCGUUCCGAAAGGCACACUCCGCUAUACCUUCCCCAGCGACGGCGCGUGCGUGUUGCUGCUGGACUUGCUGGAGCAAGGGGCCACACUCGAGUUCGAAGGCCGGGGUUCAAGCGAGGUGAGCUCCAUGCGCGCUGCGAUCAAGGCCGCCGCGGAUGGUCUGCAGGCGCAGCUGGAAUCGCUGCCGCCAGACGUGCAACAAGAUAUUGCGCGGAGGGGCAGAGAGUUGACUCAGAACGCGUCUCAGAACGAGCAACACUUGAAGUUGGAGAAAGCGAGGUCCAAAUUGCAGAACUUGGUUCACGAAAAAUUGGGUGUCCCAUCCCUGCCGAGAGGCACUAUCAGCUAUAACGCCUCCAGCGACGACAAGUGUGUCGUUCAGCUGGACUUGCUGGGGCAAGGAGCCACGCUCGAGUUCGUAGGCUCGGGUUCCAGCCAGCCGAGCUCCAUGCUGGCUGCGAUCAGGGCGGCGGAGGAUGGGCUGCACUCACAGUGGGAAGCGCUGCCGCCAGAUGUGCAAAACGAGAUAGCGCGGAGAGGCAGAGAGUUGUCUCAAGAUGUGAGGGAGAGGGAGUGUGCGAGCGCUGACUUAUUCAAGUUGCUCAGAGGUCAGCUGGGUGUCCGCGACAUGUCGAAGGGCACUGUGCGCUGCACUUUCCCUGGCGACGGCACGUACGUGGUGCGGCUGGACUUGCUGGGGCAAGGUACCACGCUCAUGUUCGUAGGCAGGGGCUCCAGCGAGGCGAGCUCCAUGCGCUCUGCGAUCAGGGCCAUAGAGUGUGGCCUGCAUGCGCAGCUGGAAGCGCUUCCGAUAGAGGUGCAGCAGGCGAUAUCACGGAGGUUUCCGAAGUUAUCGAUGCAGCGGGUCCUGCCCGUCGCAGAGGCGAGCAGGUCAGCGCAGGCUGCUCAGCGGCCAGGCGCAGAGGUGGCCGAUACACCCGACCACCGUGAGACUGAGGCAAAGCUGCUCCUGAGCCUCUUGAUCAGCAUGGGGCAGAGCAGAUCGCCGCAGUGGGCGAGAGCAUGGAGACAGUACUGCGACUUGAAAGGGGGCGGCGCGCCUUUCUACGACCCAGCCAAGCAUGACUUCAGAUUCUUGGUAGGGUUCCUCGACCAUUUAGGAACGAUGGCCCAGCGAUGGGGUGGAGGCGGCAGUAGCCGAGGCUCACGUGCCUCUGGUGACGACGAGUAG
Molecule: messenger RNA, 1920 nt
Organism: Prorocentrum cordatum
Lineage: Eukaryota; Dinophyceae; Prorocentrales; Prorocentraceae
Source: the annotation of a GenBank genome assembly